Messenger RNA from Oncorhynchus mykiss (rainbow trout), 1008 nucleotides. RefSeq names its product syndecan-4. Gene Ontology annotation, biological process: cell migration. The record is from RefSeq and is a predicted model, not a curated record. NCBI's taxonomy places the organism in Eukaryota, Metazoa, Chordata, Actinopteri, Salmoniformes, Salmonidae. Gene Ontology annotation, cellular component: membrane; cell surface.
GGUUGGUUACAGAGGGGGUGGAGUGUAACGUGCGGUAAAGGUAGAUUGAUCGGACACGUUGUUUGUAUUUGGUCAGUGACUGGAGUGAAAUAAGUGGCCAGCAAUACAAGUUGAGCACUAUCAAGGCGAUCAAGUUGGCAACGUGGAUUUUGUGGAAAUAGGACCUUCAAAAGAACUCACUAUUGUAUGCCAGUUAACAAUACACUUUGUUGAAGAAACGGUCAAUAGAAACAUGCACAAAGUGUGCCUCGUUUUGUUUUUAUUUGCUUCCGUCUACUCUGAGUCGGUAUGGGAGACUGAGACAUGGAUGCCCAUGAAGACGACCCAAGCUAUUUCUCAUGACGAGCUCAUCUCGUCUGGAGACUCCGCCAAUGGCUCAGACUUUGGCUUCCCCGAUGAGGAGCAUGACACAAUUGACAACGAGGACAAUGAGGAUUAUGACAACUUCUCUGGCUCUGGCGACGGAGUACCAACUAUUACAAUCAAAAAUGACAAUACCAUGAAAUCAAAGCCUUCUAUGAACAACAAGAUUCCAGACCUGAGGCUCAAACCCACAGUGAACGAGAUUCAAUUGGUCCAGAAGAACAAUGAAGUGUCAGUAUGGGUUUCUCCCAAGCCUGAGGAGCACCCAUCGAACGUACUGAUGGCCCAUGCAGGGGAGGAGAGCAUCUUCAACAAGACUGAGAUCCUAGCAGCUCUUAUUGCUGGUGGAGCAGUGGGGCUGUUCUUUGCUGUCCUCCUCAUCCUCCUGCUUGUCUACCACAUGAAGAAGAAGGAUGAAGGCAGCUACGACCUGGGAAAGAAUCCCAUCUACAAGAAGGCUCCCACCACAGAGGUCUACGCAUAAAGCCCACCUUCGCCGGGGCCGCUUGCCUCUUGAAAGCAAACCUCUCCUCUUGUCUGUACAGCCGGGAAGUCCCAGAGGGAGAAACGAUCACAAUCAAAAAACUGCUUCUCUUCUACCAUGAGUUCUACAAUGGUUCAUUUAAAUAAAUAAAAAAUCGGAAA